AUGUCCUCCUCCACCUCCUCCUACAUCGACUACCCCACCUUCACCUCCCCCACCUUCUCCCCCACCGCCUACGCCAACUCCCUCGUCCUCUCGACCAACAACCCCACCGACACGCCUCUCGAUCUCUCCACCCCACUCUCCCGCGUCCUGUUCGAUGUCCAGGAAGUCGACACUCACAUCGACACCCUCACGACCAAACACGCGCUCCCAAUAAUCCAGCACACGCAGUCGCGGAGCCAGGCUUCUGCCCGCGUGCUCGAGAGCGUGGAAGAGCAGGUCAGGAGUUUGGAGGAGAGCUACAAACGCCUAGAGAGGGAAGUGGUGGAGCGGCAUGAUGCGGCGGAGCAGGUUAGAGUGGCUGCGGAGCGGAUGUUGAGAACGCUGAGGUUGGGACGCGGGGUGCAGAGGGCUGUGCAGCUUGGCCGGCAGCUGGAGGGACAGAUGGAGGAGGUGGGGCGGGAGGGGCCUGUGAGGGUGGAGGGGGCGAGGGGGAUGGUGCCUGCGGCGAAUACGCUGUUGGGGUUGAGAGGGUUGUUUGCGGCGAAUGGGAAGGGAGAGGAGGGGGAGGGGUUGGAGCGGGUGAAGGUUGUGGGCACGCUAAGGGCGGAGGUUGUGAGUCCCGCGGAGACGGGGCUGAUGCAGAGGGCACAGCAGGUGGUGCGGGAGUUUAGUAUGAGCAGUCUGCUGGCUUCGGGGCAGGGACAGCAGGGCGGGCAGACGUUUGCGCAGACGGAGGACACGAAGAUGCGGACGACCAGGGCAUUGCAGACGCUGUACUUGCUGUCGCCGACGAAGGCUUCGACGACAGUGGAGACUUUUGAGCCGACGUUGCUCAUAUCUGCGCUGCAGUCAUACCUACAGACGGCGCUCACGUCCUCGCUUGCCGCUCUUUCUCGCGCCCUUGCGACCCUGCCUACUCUCGAGCGCACCCUUCUUGAGAUCUCCGCCCGAUGCCAGAACAUCGUAGCGCUGGAGACUCUACUCGAUACUGUCAAACCACCGCCGCAUCCUCUCCUACUGUCUUCGGACCCUCGAGACACAACCGCCAACGACGACUCGAACUUUCUGACGCCCUUGCUUCGCCAUCUCGAUACAUCGUCCCUGCCUUCUUACUUCUGGCGGUCAAUGGCCGGACAGCUGUCGAGCAGAGUGCAGGAGAUCUUGAACAGAGGAGGCGUGAGCGCGCGCACGCUGCGGACGAAUCGCGAUCGAGUGCGGGAGGCUAUCAGGGAGUGCGUAGAUCGUGGCUCGCGACUACCGGCGUCCAGCUUAUCGAAUGGAAAGAAGGCAGACCAGAAAGUGGGCAACUGGGAGCGCGAAGCGGCUGUAAUGGUGCAGAGUGUUGUUGGACCGUUGCAGAGAUGA
Molecule: messenger RNA, 1365 nt
Organism: Saxophila tyrrhenica
Lineage: Eukaryota; Fungi; Ascomycota; Dothideomycetes; Mycosphaerellales; Extremaceae
Gene: COG5
Product: Conserved oligomeric Golgi complex subunit
Exons: 1
Coding region: 1-1365 (454 amino acids)
Biological process (GO): intra-Golgi vesicle-mediated transport
Cellular component (GO): COG complex
Source: RefSeq, a predicted model, not a curated record